Messenger RNA from Medicago truncatula (barrel medic), 516 nucleotides. RefSeq names its product F-box/kelch-repeat protein At3g06240. Lineage: Eukaryota; Viridiplantae; Streptophyta; Magnoliopsida; Fabales; Fabaceae. Bases 1 to 516 code for a protein of 171 amino acids. The record is from RefSeq and is a predicted model, not a curated record. The transcript has a single exon.
AUGACCGACGGAGAUUGGGAGGAGACAUGGAAAGAUGGAUAUCACUCUUCCUUGUGGGAGAUAUAUUCUCUAAAAAGGAAUUCUUGGAGAAAAGUUGAUAUAGAUAUGCCUACACAAUAUAAUAGUGGUGUGGGUGUUCAAGUGUACAUGGAUGGAGUGUGUCACUGGUGGAGUGAAAGUGAUGAAGUUUAUUUGGUGUCAUUUGAAUUGAUCAAUGAGGUCUUUGUGAAAACACCCAUACCUUCAAAUAUGGAUGAUAAUGAUAUUGAUUCUAGAAUAUUGUUUAGACACUUGAAUGUGUUAAAUGGAUCAAUUGUAUGGAUUUCAAAUUAUGCAGAGACUGGUACUUUCCACAUAUCAAUUUUAGGUGAAGUUGGGGUCAAAGAGUCAUGGACCAAACUCUUUAUUGUAGGUCCUAUGCGUGACAUUGAACAUCCUAUUGGUAUUGGCAAGAAGGGCGAUAUAUUCUUCAGAAAAAAAGAUAAUGAGCAAAUUUGUUUAAAUUUAAGCACCUAG